Molecule: messenger RNA, 1177 nt
Organism: Closterium sp. NIES-67
Lineage: Eukaryota; Viridiplantae; Streptophyta; Zygnematophyceae; Desmidiales; Closteriaceae
Source: the annotation of a GenBank genome assembly
CAAAGCAUGUACUCGUUAUUAUUCAUGUUCUUCUCUUUGGUUGCAUGCCUCCCUUUGACCUCAUGCAUCGUAUCAUGAUAUGGUGUGAUGCGUUACGUUGUUGUUAUUUGUUGUUAUGUGCUGUUUGGCUGUUAUUUGUUGUUAUGUGCUGUUUGGCUGUUAUUUGUUGUUAUGUGCUGUUUGGUUGUUAUUUGUUGUUAUGUGCUGUUUGGUUGUUAUUUGUUGUUAUGUGCUGUUUGGUUGUUAUUUGUUGUUAUGUGCUGUUUGGUUGUUAUUUGUUGUUAUGUGCUGUUUGGUUGUCAUUUGUUGUUAUGUGCUGUUUGGUUGUUAUUUGUUGUUAUGUGCUGUUUGGUUGUUAUUUGUUGUUAUGUGCUGUUUGGUUGUUAUUUGUUGUUAUGUGCUGUUUGGUUGUUAUUUGUUGUUAUGUGCUGUUUGCUUGUUAUUUGUUGUUAUAUUAUUGGACGUGUUGUGCCGUACCAUCGCAUGCAGUGGUGGGAGAAGAGCGAUUGGACCGGGUACAAGGAGCUAGGUGCAGAGAAGAGUGGGCGGAACGCUGUGGGCGCUAGCUGGUGGGAGACAUGGCAGGAGGUGCUAAGGACAGACGAGUGGAGUGGCAUCGCGCGCAUCGAGCGCAGUGCGCACAAGCAGGCCAAGUCAAGAACGGACGCCUGGACUGAGAAAUGGUGGGAGAAGUACAACGAGAGGGGAUGGACAGAGAAGGGAGCGUACAAGUUUGGGCGGCACGAGGGGCAGUCGUGGUGGGAGAAGUGGGGCGAGCAGACGGACAAGUGGGCCGAGCAGGAUGACGACGGCAGCAAGUGGGGCGACAAGUGGGAGGAGCGGUUUACCAACGGCGUGGGCAGGCGGCAAGGGGAGACAUGGCACCUCUCGCCCUCUUCCUCCCGGUGGUCAAGAACGUGGGGAGAGGAGCACUAUGGGAACGGCAAGGUGCACAAGUACGGCAAGAGCACGAGUGGCGAGGUGUGGGACGUGGUUGUGGAUGAGCCGACCUACUACGAGGCCACUCCCCACUACGGGUGGGCAGAAGCAACGGCCAACUCGCUGCAGCUGCUGGCGAUCGAACAGAUGGAAAGAGGAGAGACGUGAGGGAGAGGGCAGAGGUGUGAGGGUGAGGGAAGGGAACUGAGGGAGAAAGGCGUCAGGGCCACUCUCCACA